CCCAGAGCCGGGUCACGCGCCCUGCCGCCCCUGCGGACUCUGCCCACGUCCGUCCGGCCCCGCUGCCCUGCGCGCUGCCAUGGAGCGCAUCGAGGGGGCGGCCGUGGGCCGCUGCGCAGCCUCGCCCUACCUGCGGCCGCUCACGCUGCACUACCGCCAGGGUCCCCCCACCUGCCCCACACGCCGGCAGCGUCCUGCAGCUCCUGUCUGGCUGCUCCCCUGCCCCCAGCCCGUUGCCUGCUCUGAGUGCCCCGCGUCUUCCACAUCUGGACAGGGCACUUGUGCUCCAGCAGAGCCCGAACUGAUUUUCCCGGCUUCCCUUGGACCAGCGUGUGGGCGUCUGCCUGUGAAGUCCCUCUCCUUGGAAUGCCCUUCCCUCACUUUUGUGGGGCCUGGAGCAGUGUCACCUCCUCCAGGAAGUCCUCCCUCCUCUGCAGCCCUGGCUGCACUUGCUGUGCCUCUGGUGCUCAGCUCCAUGUCUGUUUCAAGGCCUGGCAGGGCCCAGGGGUGGGGCUGCGCUCUCCAGGGCCCUAGGGCUGACCCAGUGGCUGAGGGCAGACGGGCUGAGCACACGCUGGUGUGGGUGGGCAGCCACAGGGCAGGGCCCCGGGGUCCUAGGUCCAGCCGCGUGGGCAGAGACCCCUUGGGGACGAGGCAGGACCAGGUGGAAUGGCUACCGUUCCCUCUAGCCCCAAGGAGGGGAGCCCGCCUUGCCCAGCGGUGUCCAGCUGGCAGGAUCCUGGGCCCCCAGACACCCUGCCUGUCGGCACCCCGUGAACGCCGCUCCAGCUGCCCCCUGGACCGCACUGCGGCCCUCACCCACCGAUGGCUGCCUGGAGCCCUGGGAGCCCCUCGGGGCGUGGCGCGCAGGCUUGGGGAGCAGGAUGAUGAGGCAAGUGGCAGGACAGCAGGGCGACAGGAUGCGCGAGAGACAGCCCGAGACAGAAGCCGGGCUGGGGGAGGGUCAGCCCUGUGCAGUCACCAUCAGCGCAUCACAUGCCCCCUCCCCAGCUGCCCCUGGCGCUGGUGUCCUCUCAGGAGGCUGGCCUGCCCUCCUGCCCUCCUGCCCUCCUGCCCUCCUGCCGCCUCUGCGCAGUGGCCCGAGGGACUUUCUGCACGGAGCACCUGAUCUCCCUCCGCCACCGCCCCUCCCCUCCCCCAUGCCCCACGGUCCUUCCCGCACUUGGUGACAGCGUACAUCUCUGCAGCUCCCAGGGGGCGGGGGGCAGCUCGUGCUGUGCCUGGGAUGCCUCGCACCCGUGGUCUGGUUUUCUGCCCCGGCCUUGAGGGGCCCCCGGGUAGGAGCUGGUGCCGUGGGUCUGUCUGGCCCGCUCGGCUUCCCGGAGCACUCGCACACCUGCGGGCGGCUCUGUGGCCCCCCUGAUCGCUGCCCU
This is a messenger RNA of Canis lupus familiaris (dog), 1394 nucleotides long. It is a transcript of the gene NUDT14, whose product is annotated as nudix hydrolase 14. Gene Ontology annotation, biological process: nucleoside phosphate metabolic process; ribose phosphate metabolic process. The record is from RefSeq and is a predicted model, not a curated record. The coding region runs from base 80 to 1129 and encodes 349 amino acids. Gene Ontology annotation, molecular function: metal ion binding; UDP-sugar diphosphatase activity. The transcript has 3 exons. NCBI's taxonomy places the organism in Eukaryota, Metazoa, Chordata, Mammalia, Carnivora, Canidae.